Laetiporus sulphureus 93-53 is the source of this 2897-nucleotide messenger RNA. RefSeq names its product TRP-domain-containing protein. NCBI's taxonomy places the organism in Eukaryota, Fungi, Basidiomycota, Agaricomycetes, Polyporales, Laetiporaceae. The record is from RefSeq and is a predicted model, not a curated record. Gene Ontology annotation, biological process: transmembrane transport; fungal-type cell wall biogenesis. The coding region runs from base 445 to 2808 and encodes 787 amino acids. The transcript is spliced from 3 exons.
GGCACUGUGGAGAGGGCAAGCGAAUGGAUGGAAUGUGGCGGAGACGAACGCAUAAAUGGGCGGUUCCCGGGGGAUGCCGAGGGCGCCGGAUGCCCAAAAAGGGAAGCCGGGUCGGCCGAGAAUGGGACGAAUAGCGGAUCGGCAGGUGGUGGAUGAAUAAAAGUGUCCCCCUACCAGACAUCCGUCCGCGACUGUGUCUUCGUCCUCAAGUCGUCAGUGGUGCUCUUUGCCUGACCCUAUGUCUGCUUUAUGAGUACUACCUCUUUCUCUCCUCCUCACCAUCAUCCGCAUACUACCCUGACAACGUACGACAACAAUAACAUUCCAGUGAAUAACAAGGCGUCUUUGUCUCCCGCUUUCGCCUCACGCGCGCCCAUCCCGCUCCAGGGCCCAUAAGUACUGAGACCGUCCUGGGCGUGUCUCCAUUGCUUGCAAUCGCCCUUCAUGUUCUUCUCCGUCGCCCGGUUGCGACACACUCUCCUCUCCUCUCUUCUUUUCUCCGCUUUCACUUAUGCUCACGAGAGGGUCAUAUACACGUCUUCUGUCUCCUACUGCUCUCAACCCCAGGAGAUUCUCGUAGAGCAGCUCUACAUUGAGUACUAUCCCGCCAACAAUUCGAUCUUCUUCAACGUCUCCGCCGCCAGCGUACUCGACAAUUUAAAUGUGACCGCCAAUCUAUACCUUAAUGAUUACGGCGCCCAGCCCAUCAACUAUACCCUUGACAUCUGCUCGCUCUUCGGCGGCUUCCUGUGCCCUCUCCCGCAGUACAACUUUACCGGCUCAGAUUGGCUCACCAUCCCGUCUUCAGUCGAUAUUACAAAAGUGGUUCCUGGUAUCGCGUAUAUCAUACCAGACCUUGAAUCGUUCGCGCAGGUCACUCUGCUCGAGGUUGGCACCGGAGACGUGAAGGCGUGCCUGCAGGCAACCCUGGCUAAUGGCUGGUCGACUCAUCAGUAUGCGGUCGAGUGGACGACUGCGGCAAUUGCUCUGCUCGCGCUCGCGUCUGCAUUGUUGAAAUCAGUAUUCAGCAACAUACUCGCGCUCGCGCCCAUCCGCUUCCUCGACCUCCUCUAUCUCUACCAGACCAUCGCCUCCUCUGCUUUGCUGGGCCUCAACUACCCGACCAUCUAUACUUCCUUCGCACUCAACUUCUCCUGGGUGCUCGGCCUGUUUGCUCAAUCGUCCACCUCGUCCAUGCAGAACUCCAUCAACCGCAUGCGGAGCCUGACGGGCGGCGACGACUCCGACGCGAGCAGCGGUGGCAGUACUGCGUAUGUAAAUCGCCGACUGAGCCCCUAUAACACGGAUAUCGUGUUCCAGGCAUCAAAGUCACUGGUUGCGAAGGCGAGAUCCCUCCCAACGAUCGAUUUGUUCAAUUCAACUGCACGGAGUUUGCUAACAAGGGCGACGCUGAACAGUGCGAAGCGCUCCGUGCAGGACGACAUUGCCGUUGUCACGUCUGAAGACGGUGCAGAUGUCCUCCAAGCGGGCAUUCCCAUUUACGUGAACGAUAUCGGCAUCGCGACAGCAGACGCGUUUAUGACCAUCUUCCUUACUGCGCUUAUAUAUGCAGCAAUUGUCUUGGGUGCACUCGCCCUUGGCUUUGGCAUCUACUUCGGCCUCCGUCGCACAUCAUGGGGCAAGCAGCAUCUGAGAGACCUCCCCGCGUUCGAGUCCGGCUACCUGCCGUUCGCGCGUGCCUGGGCCCUCAGAGCAGUGUUGAUCACGGUGCUCCCAAUUCUCACCUUCAUCUUCUACCAGUGGACGCUGCAUGACUCGUGGCUGUCGGUAUUGCUUUCUGUCAUCACCCUCGUCAUCAUGAUGGCGCUGGUCCUGCCCCCCAUCUACUUCGUGAUCCGACCAUACCUGCCGCGGGUCCUCGCUCGUACCACCACCGCUACAGUUCCGACGUCGCACUCGUUAGCUCCUCUGACGGCGCCGUUCCGCUCGGAGCGCGUGUGGUAUGUCGGCGCCUUACUGAUUGCGAUAAUCGUCAAGGCUAUGGUGACCGCCUUCGGCCAUGCACAUGGGCUCGCACAAGCGAUCGUGCUACUUAUCCUCGACGUACUCUUUUUCGUAUCCCUGAUAGUCUUCAAGCCGUAUCGAACACGAGGCGCGGACGUUCUCCAAGGCUUCCUCGCGACCGUGCGCAUGGUCUGCUCCGGCCUUCUCAUCGCGUUCGCGCAAACUCUUUCCGUGAGCGCCAUUCCGCGCGUUGCGAUCGGGGUGGUCAUCGCGGUCAUCUUCGCCAUCGCGGUGAUCAUCAUGUUCCUCAACAUCCUCGUCAACCUCGGCCUCUGGCGCCUGUUCAUGCUCGUGGUGUGCUGUGGGCGGCGCGGCCGCAGGGGCGACCGUGCGCUGGCCAGCAACCCGAGCGAUUCAGACUCGGCGAUGCUCCGCGAUGGAGACGGGGACAAGGACAAGGACCUCGAUGUCGAGAAGUUCGGCGAAAAGAUGCCGACAGGUGGGGAAUCGCAUUCGCCGGGAUCCUCACAGGUGGACUUUCUCCGGCCUGGCAACCCGUCACCGCCAGCAACUGCCAUGCAUACACCAGUUACCGCCAGUAGCGAGCAUCCGAGCGUGUUCUCGUCAAGUACGGAGACAACGCUGGGCGAGCCCCUCCCGCGACGAUGGUCGUUCCAACACUCACGACCACCAUCAGAGUCGGAGGGGUCCCAGUCGACAGGCUCGUUCGCGACGGCGUCACCGACGACGCCAUCGUCCGCAUACCAUGCCCGAAGACAGAGCCGCAACCUUCCGAUGGCGGCGCCCGCUACCAUACCAGAGCGGUACUCUCACGAGGAGUGAGAAAGACGACAUGGACAUUAUGUAAGCAUGUAUCCCUCUGGCAUGGCGUGUUUCCAGACACUGCAUCCCAUCAUUCAUCGCGCAUCGAC